GUUCGUCAACUGAGAACCUUCUCUGCAAAGUCUACGUAACAUGAUGGUGACGAUUCGAAACCUAGAGCUGUGCGGAUGUGGAAGCUACAGCUACAGCUGAGGAAAGCGAGAAUGAAUCGAAGCAGAAAGCUAAAGAAGGCUUUAAAUACCGACGCGGAGCUCUGACACUUUUGGUCUCUAGACCGACCAGAGAGGUAGAAGACAACAAACUGACAGCAUCUGAACUCUAUUAAAAACCUUUCGGACAGAGGCGAAAUGUCGGCCGACACUGAAGUGGAGAGGAAGAUUUCUGACUUCUUGAGACGAAAUGGCAAAAGCAAGGCGUUGGUAAUUGCUAAAGAAUUCAGGAUAGAUAAACACACCGCGAACAAACACCUGUACAACUUAGAGAGAUCAAAUAAGGCGUUCAAAACGGACGAACAGCCUCCUAUUUGGGACCUUGUGGAGAAUAUGAAUGAGCUCAAACUGACACCCGAACCAAAGCAAAAGUCUCAGACGACAACAGAAACAAGCGGGGAGAAAGAUGUGGAGGAAUUGCUUAUGAGAUCAGGAGGUUUAAAAGCUUCUCAUAUCGCCAGAGAUCUGGGACAGCCAACACAAAUCAUCAACAAACAGCUGUACAGUAUGGAGAAGAAGGGGAAAGCAAAGAAAUGCAGCCAAAGCCAGGUCUGGAGUCUGAAUGAGGAGUGGAGCGAUGAGAGUUUAAGCCAAGAGAGUGAUUCACGACUACAAGACUGUAAACUGAGCUCACAUUCAGAGUUAUUUGAAAUGAUCACAGAGCUUGGUGAUGGAGGCUAUGGUUGUGUUUAUGAAGUUAAACAUAAACUUGAUGGAAAAACCUUCGCUUUGAAGAAGGUUGACUUAACUGGAAAAGCUGAUUCAGAGGUGAAGGCACUGGCUCAACUAGAGCACCCAAACAUAGUACGGUACAUUACAUCUUGGCCUGGUCCUGACAUCUGGACAUCAAACCAGCAAAGAAACCAAGUGUCCAACAACAGGAAAUAUUUAUUCAUUCAGAUGGAGUUCUGUGAGGGAGGAACACUGACUGACUGGAUACGGGCAAGAAAUGAUCUGAGAAAGCAGAGAAUCAUAGGUGAAAUCCAUAAAAUAUUUUAUGACAUUAUCACUGGAGUGGAAUUCAUUCAUGCAAACAAGCUGAUCCACAGAGAUUUAAAGCCUGAUAACAUACUGUUCAGAGCUGAUGGCAAAGUGAAGAUCGGAGACUUUGGGCUGGUGGCGGCUCAGACCGAUCAAAGUGGUAACCCUAUAGAGAGGUCAAAGAGAAGAGGAACACCGCCAUAUAUGAGUCCUGAACAGGAAAAUAAGAAGAAUUAUGAUGAAAAAACUGAUAUUUUUCCCCUUGGACUCAUAUGGUUUGAGAUGCUCUGGAAAAUAUCUACUGGUAUGGAGAGAGUAAAGCUGUGGCCAGAUCUGAGAAAUCAAAGUUUUCCAGAAGGGUUCAGUGACAGAUACUCAGCUGAAAGUACAUUCAUCAUGAAGAUGCUGUCAUAUUCACCAGAGGACAGGCCAUAUGCAAAAGACAUAAAAGGAGAUCUUCAGACGUUUUUCUCUCCGGAACAGGACUUGUUAAGCCAGAAAACAAUUUGAGAUGUUGGUGUAUAGAAACGGUCUCAGCAGUUUUAGUCAAGUUCUUUUUAACGCAGAUUACUUCUGACACACAACAGCUUGUGCUUUGAGGAUUAUGUUGUUUUAUUCAUAACUGAAUGAUAAUUGAACUGAUAUAAAACAUAAAAUGUUGAACAUUUGGGGAAUGAUUUUAUAAACAAAAUAUGAAAUAACUUUCAGAUUUCUACUAGAUUUCUUCUAGUAGUUUUUAAAUAUUUCAAAGGUUCAGUCUCAUUUUGUUUUCAUCGUAAAACUCCAUUAUAAUAAUGUUGUGAGGUUUCUUGUACAAAUCCAAACAUGAUAGAAAUUUCACAACAUUUUUGUAAUGUUGGCUGCAACUAAAACAUAAUGUUUCAUAAUGUUUCCAACAAUGUUGUAACCAUAAUGCUGUAUUGUAUAAUGUGAAAACAUUUUGUGCUUGCUGGGAACGUUGCUGCUCAAGUUCAGCCAUCAGGCAUUUCUUGAUGAAUAUACUGUAUAUGUUGUGGAAUAAAAAGAAUGUCAAAGA
Molecule: messenger RNA, 2134 nt
Organism: Labeo rohita (rohu)
Lineage: Eukaryota; Metazoa; Chordata; Actinopteri; Cypriniformes; Cyprinidae
Product: eukaryotic translation initiation factor 2-alpha kinase 3-like
Exons: 10
Coding region: 256-1608 (450 amino acids)
Biological process (GO): protein phosphorylation
Molecular function (GO): double-stranded RNA adenosine deaminase activity; RNA binding; ATP binding
Source: RefSeq, a predicted model, not a curated record